ACAUCUGCAGUCCAUCUGCGCCAGAACGUUCCGGCUCCUUCCAACGCGCUGAGGAAUCACAGAUGUGUUAAGGGGGGGGGGGAUCCCACUCAACUUAACCCAAGAAAAUAUCCCACCGGAAUUCCACGCCCGCGGAUCCGCAGACGAGAUACAGAACGUGCCUGGAGCUCAGCAUCAACUCCCAGCAUGCCCGGACAACCAUAGACCUGUCUGCUUCCUCUAGAAGAUCCACACUGUCACUGAAAGUUUCUAAUGGAAUGAACCAUUCUCCACCCUCCCUGAACGGAGCUCCAUCUCCGCCGCAGCGCACUAGUAAUGGUCCUUCAUCCUCGUCUUCCUCGUCUCUGGCCAACCAGCAGCUCCCGGCUACGUGUGGGGUCAGGCAGCUCAGCAAACUGAAGAGGUUCCUCACCACCUUACAGCAGUUCGGCAACGAUAUCUCUCCGGAGAUCGGGGAGAAGGUCCGGACUUUGGUUCUGGCUCUGGUGAAUUCCACCGUAACCAUAGAAGAAUUCCACUGCAAGCUCCAGGAGGCCACAAACUUCCCUCUCCGACCCUUCGUCAUCCCGUUCCUUAAGGCCAACUUGCCGCUUCUCCAGAGGGAGCUACUGCACUGCGCCCGCGCUGCCAAGCAAACGCCCUCACAGUACUUGGCUCAACAUGAACACAUCCUCCUCAACACCAACUCGUCUUCUCCAUCCGACUCCUCCGAGCUGCUCAUGGAGGUCAAUGGGAACGGAAAGAGACACAGCCCCGAAAGGAGGGAAGAUAAUGGGUUCGAGAGAGAGCCUCUACCCCCAGAACCUCCAGCCAAGAGAGUGUGCACCAUCAGCCCGGCCCCCCGCCACAGCCCCGCUCUUUCUUUGCCCCUUUUGAACCCUUCCAGCCAGUUUCACCCCACUCCUCCGCCACUACAGCACUACACGUUGGAUGAUAUACCAGGAUCUCAGUUGUAUCGGGAUCCACUGGGCAAAAUCGUGGACUGCAGAGAAGGAAGAGAGCGCCACCAUGUGGUCACAGCAGGAAUCAAUGGCAGCUUGAACAAUGGAUAUCAGGAAGAACUUGUAGAUCAUCGUCUGACCGAGAGGGAAUGGGCAGAGGAAUGGAAACAUCUGGAUCAUGCCUUGAACUGCAUCAUGGAGAUGGUGGAGAAGACGAAACGCUCAAUGGCCGUGCUGCGAAGGUGUCAGGAAGUGGACAGGGAUGAGCUGAACUACUGGAAAAGACGUUACAGCGAGUCCUCAGAGCUUCGGAAAGGAAGCGAGCACCUAAGCAGACAGCACAGCCCAACUUCUAAUGACUCUGGAACCAGCGACUCUCAGAGGGACUUUGGAAGCCGAACCGGAGGAAACUACGUGACGGAAGAAAUCUGGCGGAAAGCAGUGAGCGCCCCCUUUAACCUCCCUCCUCCCUACACAGAAGAGGCGGUGAAUGAGGUAAAGCGUCAGGCCAUGUCUGAGGUACAGAAGGCCGUGUCUGAGGCCGAACAGAAAGCCUUCGAGAUGAUCGCGUCCGAGAGGGCCAGGAUGGAGCAGACCAUUGCAGACGCCAAGAGGAGGGCGACUGAAGAUGCGUUCCUGGUGGUCAAUGAGCAGGAGGAGUCUACAGAGAGCUGCUGGAAUUGCGGUCGUAAAGCCAGCGAGACCUGCAGCGGGUGCAACAUCGCUCGGUACUGCGGAUCGUUCUGCCAGCACAAAGACUGGGAAAAACAUCACCGCAUCUGCGGCCAAACCCUACAUGGCUCUUCCAAGGGGCUGACGCCCGUCCGCUCCCUAGUGCCCAAGCCUUCAGAUCCCAUCCUGCUCAGUCCCGCUGUGGAGAGGUCGUCCAGCGCCACCUCACGUUCUUCCACCCCCGCGUCUGUUGCCGCCGUAGAAAGCUUGUGAGCGAGGGACUUGGCCUACGUUGUUCUUGUGUCUUCUGCCACCAACGAGGACCUUGGAUUACACUAUAAGAAAUAUCUAUAAAUAGAACUUUUUUCUGAGGCCCCGUCACAUGUGGAUUCCAUAUAUUCUUUACUUCCAUGGUGGACCAAACCAUCCAUGUAAGACAUAGGGAACGUAGAAGAACGGCUGUCACAACCAAAAAUAUCCUUCAGAAGGGAGGUAACUUGGCUGCGGACCACAUCCCGGUAUCUCCCCACCCUAAGAGUUUCUCAAGAUGGAGACUCCCCAUUGAUAAUUUCUCGGCCCAGCUUAGACUCAUGGUCCGAUUCACACCAAUGGCGGCAUAUUGUUAUGGUGCAUGUUGUUAUUUUAUAAUGUCUUUCCCCUUGUUAUACGCUGGACUUCAUUUUAUUUUUAUGUAAUUGUUCUUUAUGUAUCUAUGUGCGGCUGAGCCCCUUCACUUAGGAAUAGAACCGGGAAGAAUAGAUAAGGAGAAAGGAGCUCAGGUAGUAAUUGUCACCUAUAGUAAAUAAAAGGCUUCCGAUCCUUUUCCCCCCCUUACAUUGGGGCGAAUUGCCCCAUCCCCCCCCCCCCCCCCCCACACACGUACACAUUACGUUGUCUGCCGUCCCAACAAAAUCUGAAGGUUCAGCUGAAAUGUAUCUAAUGCAAAGCUUCCCAUACAGUGUGCCACACUGUCCCUGAAGGGUAACUUAAGGCUUCCCUCUCAGCAACUGUUGGCUGUCUGGGCAAGCUGAGAGUUGUAGUUUUGCAACAGAUCGAGGCACCAUGGUUUGGAAACCUUGAGCUAGUGUGUAUGGGCCCCUACAAAAUAGUCCUGACGUAAAGGACCAGUCAGGGAAAUGUUAGUUGUGACGCAUGGUUGCGGUACAAAGGGUUCACGUUCAUGUUUAAUUGUUAAGAGAUGUAGCUUUAGGCCUCUGUUCACAUGUGUGAAAUUGUUCAAAAGUUCACUGGAAUCAAUCAGGAAUGUCAUGGUUGUCAAUGGCCGCGCGGCUCGGGCACAAUUCUGCCGAAAGAAUGAAAUUCAGCAGUGUGAACUAUUUGUUUGUUUUUUUUAGUGGGAACUUGUCAUCACUUUCAUGCUGCCUGAACCAGGAGUCAUCAGGGCAGUCUUCAGGGGCUUCUCCUCCCCCCCUCCAGCCUUGAUGGAUAGCUCUUUCCUAUACCCAAAUAGGUAGAGAUCUGUCAAUCCAGAGUUAUGGGGCGGGGAGAAGCCAACAGGGACCGCCUGAUGACUCCUGGUUCAGGCAGCAUGAAAGAGAUGACAGGUUCCCUAUGUAAACUAUGGUCAAUGCAGAACAUUCCUUAUUGUGUGACUGGUCUAUAAUUAUCACAUGACGUGGUGAAGGGUUAAUUUUAAGGGGUACUCCGGGGAACUAGACCCAUAGCCCAUCCUUUCCUUUUCACCCACCUAUUUGUCUAAAUAUCAUUCAUUAGCUAUAUACAGCAGUUUCCCCUUAUUGGUUGUCACAUGAAUGAAGUGGGGGUAUAAUAUCAUCCUGCCAACCACUCUGUUUCUGUCCAGAUCCCUCUCUGAAAGCAGCCCCACCCUCCUGAGAGACAGACCAUGUGGUUUCUGCCCUGAUGAGUCAUGCUAGUGCUGAGAACUGGGAGGUGUGUGCAGCCUCAGCCAAUCAGACACUGAAUCUUUCUCUGCUGCUCAGAACAGGAGGGUGGGGGCUGCCCUCAGAGUGAGCUGGAUAGCAGAGCUGCAAUUAUUGCUAGGAGAUGUAGCCAAGGGGAGAGAAGGAUGGCAAAGAAUAUCAAGAAACAGAGAAGACAACAGGAGCCAUGUAUAUCAUGCAGGGUGGUUUACAGGGAACAUAACCAGGUAGUGUGGGGGCUGUGAAGCUUUUUUUUCUCAUAUAUUAUAUAUAUAUAUAUAUAUAUAUAUAUAUAUAUAUAUAUAUAUAUAUAUAUAUACACACACACACAUACUUCCCUGAAGUACCCCUUUAAGAAGUGUGCAAUCUGGUUUUGACGUAUGACCCUCACCUAUGUUUUGAUGUAACAGAGCUGAAUUUGUUAUUAGUGCAGUUUUACCCUCAUAGGAAUUAACUCCGCCUCAUGUGGUGACUACCAUCAGCCGGUCCGGAUCUACCAUGAGGCCCUUUUCUAUAUAUCCUAACCCCCCCCCCCCGCUGUGUGUGUCAUGUGUAAUGGAGACCCUCACUCACACCCAAAGACAAUGCGUCACCAAAUGUUAACCCCGUCUGUCUUUUUUUUUUUUUUUUUCAUAUACACAGUUGUUGAUCCCAUGUGACGCUUCUUUUGGUUCGCCCCACAGCUGUGUCCUGAUGCCCGAAUCCUCUAUAUAUUAUCAGAUAUUUCCUAAAUAAGCUACGAAAACGUGUAUUCUGUCCGGAUGAGCCGCCACUUUAUUACCAAUAAAUUCUGUUUUAUCAACGUC
Molecule: messenger RNA, 4320 nt
Organism: Hyla sarda
Lineage: Eukaryota; Metazoa; Chordata; Amphibia; Anura; Hylidae
Gene: CBFA2T2
Product: CBFA2/RUNX1 partner transcriptional co-repressor 2
Exons: 11
Coding region: 258-1886 (542 amino acids)
Biological process (GO): DNA-templated transcription; negative regulation of DNA-templated transcription
Cellular component (GO): nucleus
Molecular function (GO): transcription corepressor activity
Source: RefSeq, a predicted model, not a curated record